Molecule: messenger RNA, 1865 nt
Organism: Heteronotia binoei (common prickly gecko)
Lineage: Eukaryota; Metazoa; Chordata; Lepidosauria; Squamata; Gekkonidae
Gene: METTL16
Product: methyltransferase 16, RNA N6-adenosine
Exons: 9
Coding region: 109-1773 (554 amino acids)
Biological process (GO): rRNA base methylation
Cellular component (GO): nucleus
Molecular function (GO): 23S rRNA (adenine(1618)-N(6))-methyltransferase activity
Source: RefSeq, a predicted model, not a curated record
GAGCUUCGCGCCGGAAGUUGGGCCGCUCUAGCCUAGUUUUUUUUUUUCCCUCUCUGCGCUCUGCCGAGCCCGCGGGAGGUCUGGAGGAGCUCGGGGCGGCUUUGCGGGAUGGCGCUCAACAAGGCGAUGCACGCCCGCAACCGCUACAAGGACAAGCCGCCCGACUUCGCCUCCCUGGCCGCCAAGUACCCGGAGUUCCAGCGGCACGUGCAGGUCAGCCUGGCCGGCAGAGUCAGUGUAAACUUCAAAGAUCCAGAAGCAGUGAGAGCCCUGACCUGCACCCUGCUCAAAGAAGACUUCGGCCUCCAGAUUGACAUCCCGCUAGAGAGGCUGAUCCCCACGGUCCCCUUGCGGCUUAACUACAUCCACUGGGUGGAAGAUCUCCUGGCGAUGCGGGAUCCUGCAGGGAAAGCUGCGGUUGUGUGGGGGAUAGAUAUCGGAACUGGCGCGUCUUGUAUUUACCCGCUGCUCGGGGCCACGUUGAACGGAUGGCAUUUCAUUGCGACGGAAGUGGAUGAUGUCUGUUUCAGCUACGCCAAGAAAAACGUGGAGCAAAAUAAUCUCUCGGACCUUAUCAAAGUGGUCAAAGUGCCCCAAAAGACACUCCUUUUAGAUGCCCUGGAACAAGAGUCGGAAGUUAUCUAUGACUUUUGCAUGUGCAACCCUCCCUUUUUCGCCAACCAGCUGGAAGCGAAGGGAGUCAAUUCCCGUAAUCCCAGAAGACCCCCUCCCAGUUCGGUCAACACGGGAGGAAUCACCGAGAUCAUGGCCGAAGGUGGAGAGCUGGAGUUCGUCAAGAGGAUCAUCCAUGACAGCCUCCAGCUGAAAAAAAGACUGAGGUGGUACAGUUGUAUGCUGGGAAAGAAAUGCAGCUUGGCGCCCUUGAAAGAGGAGCUUCGAAUCCACGGUGUUCCUAAAGUUACCCACACCGAAUUCUGCCAGGGUCGCACCAUGAGGUGGGCUCUGGCGUGGAGCUUCUACGAAAACGUCAAAGUGCCCUCACCCCCUUCCAAGAAAAGAAAACUAGAAAAGCCUCGGAAACCAAUUACUUUCCUAGUUUUGGAGUCGACCAUGAAAGAGUUAGCUAUUAAAGCAUCAUCUCUGGGGCUGGAAGCUUCUGAAGGGACGAAAGCAGUUGCGGCGUGGAUUAAAAAAAUUCUCAGUGACCUGAAGGUCCAGUACAAAUGCAUCCCUUGCGGAAAAGACGAAGUCAGCCUGUUUCUGACCGCUUUAGAGAACUCCUGGAUCCAUUUGAGGAGAAAGAAGAGAGAGCGGGUCAGGCAGCUGCGUGAGCUUCCUCGAGCUUCCGUUGAUUUCCUGCAAGCCCCGGAAGAGAAGGAGAACCCCCAGAAAGAUUCUGGUAAAACCAAAGAGUGUGAAGAGAACGAGGCAGGGAGCAUCAGAAGAGGGUCCCUGGAACUUGAAUCCCCGCAAGGUCUAAAUAGCUCCUCUCCUGUUAAGGAGGGGAACAGCCAAGCCUGUACUGAGGGAAGCGAGGAAGCCAAACCGCCAGCAGUUGCCUCAGCAGGCUCUGAAGAAGCUGGCGGGGCUAAGGAAUCCAAAGCUUUUGGCACUGGCAGCCAGGCCACUGAAGCCGGGCCGCGGGCCGCCAUCUUGAACGAAUGGUUCCUUUUCAAGUGCAUCUUAAACGUGAAGCAAGAAAAGGAGGAUUUCUUGGUCGAGAUGCACUGGGUCGAAGGGCAGAACCGGGACUUGAUGAACCAGCUGUGCACCUACUUAAAGAACCAGAUUUUCCGGCUGGUCGGGACUUGAGUGCUUUUUGCGAGGGAAGAAUGUAGAUGGGACUUAUUUUUGUAAUCUUUGCUCUGGUGUCAAUAUGGUCGAUGAUAACCUUUGCUGUGAAA